Messenger RNA from Symsagittifera roscoffensis, 1744 nucleotides. Its product is annotated as deoxyhypusine synthase-like. Gene Ontology annotation, molecular function: deoxyhypusine synthase activity. Bases 336 to 1481 code for a protein of 381 amino acids. Gene Ontology annotation, biological process: peptidyl-hypusine biosynthetic process. The record is from RefSeq and is a predicted model, not a curated record. Gene Ontology annotation, cellular component: cytoplasm. NCBI's taxonomy places the organism in Eukaryota, Metazoa, Xenacoelomorpha, Acoela, Convolutidae. The transcript is spliced from 3 exons.
UUUCAUUUGUAACGCAAUACAUAUUAUCUCGUGUCGAGUUGCGUGUUCUUAUCGAAGAAACGUAACCCGUAUCGAGUUUAAUUUUUAAAAAAAUCAACACUAAUCAUCUCGUGUUUAUAAUUUUCUUUUCCUUAUCUAGAAAAAUCCUAGGAUUCUGACUGAUCACUGUGAUGAAGGGACUGACUGUAACCUCGGUUACUGUGAUACUUUAGACCUUCUGAUUAUAUUGGUUAACGACAGACGCAAAAUCAUCGAGAACUGUGUACUCAGUUCGAAAAUAAUGACGGAAAGUGGACAUUUUUUUUUGAAUACUACGAACAUUUUUUAAGGGGACAAUGGUCGACAAUUUCAUGGGUAAAUUACCAGAAUCCCUGCGUGGUGCUAUUUUAACUAAAAGUCGCGUUUCUCUUGAUGAAACAAAUCUGGUAGUGUGUGGCUACAAUUUUGACAGUUCGCAUCAGGUUGAUUACGACAAAUUACUUUCAACGUACUCGUUGACAACUGGUUUUCAGUCGACAUCAUUCGGGCUUGCUAUCAAAGAAGUAGAAAAAAUGUUGGAAUGUAAAACAAAUUCGGAUCUGACGGAAGAUCAAAUUGAGAAGCAAAAGUCUAAUCCUAUACAGAGAGAACCAACUGGUUGUACUAUUUUCCUAGGGUAUACUUCAAACUUGAUAUCAGCUGGGACCCGUGAGACGAUUAAAUAUCUCGCUAAGCACAAUAUGGUAGAUGUUUUGGUCACGUCUGCCGGUGGAAUCGAAGAAGACUUCAUCAAAUGCUUGGCGCCAACUUUUGUGGGUAGAUUUGAUUUGAAAGGGGCGGAGUUGUAUGCGAAUAGCAUCAAUAGAAUUGGGAAUCUUCUGGAGCCCAAUACUAAUUACUGUCUUUUCGAAGAUUGGAUAGUGCCUCUUCUGGAUCAAAUGCUUAAAGAGGAACAGGAAGGCUUCAGAUGGACUCCUUCGAAAAUGAUCCACAGAUUAGGAAAAGAAAUAAAUCACGAGGACUCUGUUUACUACUGGGCGUACAAAAACAAUAUUCCAGUUUUCUGUCCCGCUCUCACAGACGGAAGCAUUGGGGACAUGUUGUUUUUCCACACGUUCAAAAACGAUGGUCGCUCUAUUAGAUUAGAUAUUACAGAAGACAUUCGAUUGUUGAAUCUGCAAGCGAUGAAAGCAAUUAAUUCCGGCAUGAUCAUUCUUGGUGGAGGUGUGUGUAAACAUCAGAUUUGUAACGCAAAUUUAAUGCGUAAUGGGGCAGAUUUUAGUGUUUUCAUUAACACAGCUUGUGAAUUUGACGGCUCGGAUUCGGGCGCUAGACCAGACGAAGCGGUAUCGUGGGGAAAGAUCAAAGCCACGGCGUCACCCGUUAAAAUAUACGCAGAAGCAACGCUAGUUUUUCCGCUUCUGGUGGCGCAAACUUUUUUCAAAUACAAACAUCACUUUGAGAAGAAUCAGGAAACUGCAGAUUCGAAUUCGUCAGGCUAGAGAAGCUAUGAGUUUAUAUUUGCGGGUAGCUGUGACUCUACUGCUGAGAGUUUGCAUUAGAGAGACGAGUGCUGCUAAUUUCUCGGAGCCUCUAUAUUGGAUGGGUUUGAGAGAACAUUAUUCUAUCGAAUUAACUUAUCUGAUGUUUCAUUUGACCUUACCUGAACUAUUGUAUAUUGUUCAAAUUGAUAAUUGAUAUGACGUUGACUAAAAUUAUCGCGUAGCUGCUACACGUGAAAGUUGAAAGAUAUUCCACGUGUUCA